Messenger RNA from Myotis davidii, 1216 nucleotides. It is a transcript of the gene CPN2, whose product is annotated as carboxypeptidase N subunit 2. Bases 1 to 945 code for a protein of 314 amino acids. The transcript is spliced from 4 exons. Lineage: Eukaryota; Metazoa; Chordata; Mammalia; Chiroptera; Vespertilionidae. The record is from RefSeq and is a predicted model, not a curated record. Gene Ontology annotation, molecular function: protein binding.
AUGGUGGGACCACUGGAGCAUCUGGGAAUUUCAUCCUUCGACCUUCACCCUUGGGUCCACAGAGCCAUCCCCUGCUCCCUCUCUCUGAUCCUUGAGAGGAGGAGAGAUCUGACCCUGCAGGGGAACGCGCUGCGGGUGCUGCCCGCGGGCCUCUUCGCCCACAGCCCGGGCCUGGCCGGCCUGUCCCUGUCCCACAACCAGCUGGAGACCGUCCCCGAGGGAGCCUUCGCCGGGCUGUCCAACCUCAGCUCGCUGACGCUCUCUCACAACGCCAUCGCCAGCCUCCCCGCCGGCGUCUUCAGGGACCUGACCGAGCUGGUCAAGCUCAACCUGGGCAGCAACAACCUGACGGCGCUGCACGCAGACCUCUUCCAGAACCUGACCAGGCUCGAGCUGCUCAGCCUCUCCAGGAACCUGCUGGCCACGCUGCCCUCGGGCAUCUUCGACAACAACUACAACCUCUUCAACCUGGCCCUGCACGGCAACCCCUGGCAGUGCGACUGCCACCUGGCCUACCUCUCCAGCUGGCUGCGCCAGUACAGCGACAAGCUCUUCAACAUCCAGACCUACUGCGCGGGCCCCGCCUACCUGAAGGGCCAGGUGGUGCCCGCCUUGAAGGAGGAACAGCUGGUGUGCCCGGUCACGCGAGACCGCGUGGGCUACCAGGCCCCGGGGCCGGAGGACAGGGAGCCCGGGGACAGCUGGGAUCUGGUUGUGGAGGACCGGGCAGCCCAGAAACGGUGCACCUACAGCAACCCCGAAGGCACCGUGGUGCUGGCGUGUGACGAUGCCCAGUGUCGCUGGCUGAACGUCCAGCUGUCGCCCCGGCAGGGCUCAGACUCCCCGGGAAUGACGUACAACGCCGCUCAGGGGUGGGAACUGAAGUCGAGCUGCGGCUCUGUGAGGGUCACUGUGUCUAUUGAGGCUCGGACAGGGGACCCCUAGGUGCAGGGUAGACAGAGCCCGGAGCCCCGUGGCCUCUGGGGCCUGACCAAGCAAGAGGUGGGGGCACAGGGGGAGCUGGAGCUGGGUUUUCAGAUGCAAAGGAGGGAGGUCCAUGGCCAAGGUGGAGGAGGCCACGCCCACCCUCAGAGUCUCCUCCUCCUCCUCCUUCAUCUCCCCCUCUGAGUCUGAGACCUGAACUUCCUUAAGCUUUGCAAAGCAGCCAUUAAAGCUGCAUCAUGGCCUGGAGAAUAAAAUACGGCCGCUCCCCUGG